Molecule: messenger RNA, 6972 nt
Organism: Cuculus canorus (common cuckoo)
Lineage: Eukaryota; Metazoa; Chordata; Aves; Cuculiformes; Cuculidae
Gene: SLC15A5
Product: solute carrier family 15 member 5
Exons: 9
Coding region: 1-1746 (581 amino acids)
Biological process (GO): transmembrane transport
Cellular component (GO): membrane
Molecular function (GO): transmembrane transporter activity
Source: RefSeq, a predicted model, not a curated record
AUGCCUGGUGCAGACAGAAGAGAGAUGCAAGAGAGGGUACUUUUGAACCGCACUGCUGAUAAGGAGCAAAGACUGUUAUCUGGGAGAGGCAACCAUUCUGGGAAACUGUCUCAGCCUCAGAAGAAGCUCCAGGAGGCUAUUUGUGUGCUGCUGGUGGAGCUGUGUGAGAGAUUCACGUUCUUUGGCAUUGUCUGCAACAUGAUCCUCUUCUGCACUGUCAAGCUUGGCUAUCGCAACUACCAAGCAGCUAUUGUCAAUAUGUGCUUUGUAGGCACCUCCAUGUUGAUGCCAGUGCUGGCUGGCUGGCUUGCCGAAUGCCUUGUGGGGAGGAUCAAGCUUGUGUGCAUCUGCAUGUUUCUACACUUCCUAGGCACAGCCCUGUUACCUGUUGUGGCAUUUCCCUUUGAAGAUAUUUACAUUGACAGACGACACAUUCUUCAUACACUAACAAAAAGGGAGCAGAAAAUAGUAUUCUACUUUGCACUACUCACGGCUAGUCUGGGAGUUGGAGGCAUAAGAGCUAUAGUUUGUCCGUUAAGUGCAUACAACCUUGAGGACUGUGGACCGAAGGAACUUCUUUCCUUUUUCAACUGGUUUUAUUGGCUGAUUAACUUAAAUUCAGCAGUUGUCUUUGUCAGCAUUUCUUAUAUACAGCAGUCUGUGGCCAGGAACCUUGGUUUUCUUAUCCCAUUUGUGUCCGUGCUUAUGGCUAUGAUCACAAUUCACAUGGUGCGUGGCGAAAUGAUUUACAAGCCCAAAACAGACAGUUCCCUGCUGACGACGUUUGGGGUAAUUGCUAGUGCACUGAAAACCUGCUGCGUGCGAUAUCGCUACUUUGGUGGAAGCGUUACAAACUGGUUAGAUCAUGCCAAGGAAAACUAUGGUGGUCAGUACAGUGAGAUUCAGGUGGAAAGCACAAAGUCACUUGCCAAGCUCUUCCCAUUGUUUGCUUUCCAAAUUCUGUACAGAGCAUGUAUUAUGCAGAUUCCUUCAGGAUAUUAUCUCCAAACCAUGAAUUCCAACUUGCACUUCAGUGGAUUCGUCUUGCCAGUUGCAGCAAUGAAUGUGAUAAGCAUCGUGCCACUACUGAUCCUUGUUCCUAUUUUGGAAUGCAUUAACUCAUAUCUCUUUAGUUCCAAGGGCACUGGACAUUCUCCAACAAUUUACAUUGUCAUAGGUCAGUUAUCUGCUGCACUUUCCGUGAUGGUUGCUGGCUUCUCUGAAAUACACCGAAAGCAUUUCCCUCAGGUGGAGCAGACGCUUUCUGAGGAGGUUCUCCUGGUCUCUUCCAUGCCUUGUUUCCACUUAGCUCCUCAGUACAUCCUACUUGGAGUGGCUGAAGCCUUGGUAACUCCCUCCUGUUCCUUACUUUCAUUCCGGCUUGUGCCAGAAAGAAUGAGAGCGAUUUCCAUGCAUUUUUUAACUCUCUUUAAUGGAGCUGGCUGCUUUAUAGGAGCGUUUUUUGUUCAGACAGCCCACGCAGGCUCUCAAGGCAACUGGUUUCCACACUUGCUGCGUGAAGGUAAAUUGGAGAGAUUCUUCUUCUUCUUGGCUUCCUUAAUGAUGGUGAACACCCUGGGGUUCUGGACUAUUGCACACAGAUACAACAGUCUGAUUCAGGAAUACACCAAUGAUUUCAGAGGAAGUCUUCCUGAAGAAAAACUUUUGAAGCAUGAAAAAACCAUCAAACAUUAUGGUAGUGUCCUGGAACAUUCUCCCAUUUUGUCUCCUAUGGAGAAAACCUGAUAAAAUUUCACCCUUGUUUGAUUUUGAUUGUUACCAACAAACUUCUAAUGGUAAAUUACCUUGUAUUGUUUAGUGGAACUGCCAAUGUAUUUAUUAAUUAUCUCAGGAAUAAUAAUGUUAUUUAUAAAUUUACAAAAUAGAAGUUGCCAUAAGAUUUGGCCUUGUAGGAUGCUGCACUGUCAUAAUGCACAUCAAAUACAAUGAGAGCUUACUGCUUGGCAUAGUUGAUGGAAAGAGUCUUUUAAUCUCUAUGGGGAAAUAGAUAGGUAUCCACAUGUAUUUGUAUUUAGUAAUGGUUCAAAAUCAAUAAACUCAUGUAUACAUUUGUUUAGCAAAUUACUCUGUGACAGUAUCAUUUAUAAAUAGAGUCUGGUAUUGGCUGGUUGAUGCUUGCAAAGGUAGGAGUGUUGUGUUCUGUUCUUGGCUCUGCUACUUAUCUGCUACCUAGCCUUCAGCAAGUUCUUUCUUUAACUUAGUUUCCCCUUCAGUGAGAUGGACACAGCCAUUCUAACCUUCUUUGCAAAUUGCUUUGAGAUAUACCAAAAAUAUGCUAUAAAUAUAGGUCCAUAAAGUCCAUCAUGAAACAAUGAUGCUGAAGCAUCUAGUCUUAUAUUUUGCAGAAGAACUGUAGAACUUGUCAUUCCUAAGAACAAUAUAUAGAAAACAUGUAGUAAGGGUACUGGAGAUGAGAAUUUAUUGACAUUAGAAUUACUCAUUGUAACCCAGCUGAGGUGGUGAAAAGAAUUAGAAAAACAUUGGGAGAGGGUUGUUGCAGUUGGAAGUGUGGGGGUGGAGGACUGAUUAGCAAAAUGCAUUCCACUUUAAAGAUCUAAAUAAUGUUAAACACGUCCAAAAUUGGCUGACAUAGGGAUUGUGAGUGAUGCUAAUCUAGCGCUUAAGAUUUUAGUUUUUUGAAGUCAUACUACUGCAAAGAGUGAGGAUAGAAGGGGGUCCUUACAUGAUAAGGAAACAUUGAACUCAAAACCUAAAGGACCUCUUUGACAUCGAGAUGAUUGUAUCAGAAGUGGUAGUCAAGCCAUAAUACUCGCUAGGUAUGAAGAGUGCUCUACCACAGGAGAAACCACAUCAAAGGAAUAUGAUGUACUGAAAGUGAAGCAGAGUGUAGUUUGUGAGCUGAAACUGUGAAACAGCUGGUGAAGGAAAUCAUCUCUCCAAGGAAAUUGCCACUCCACCACUAGCCAUAUUUAAUGCUGCAGCUUUGGAUGAGGUGUUGAGGGAGGGGGGGAGCAAAACUUAGUAACUGCAUCUGAGAAGUGGGAAGGCAGGCAGGAGCCCUUAGUUUGAUCUCACAAAUAUUUAAGGUUUAGGAAAAUAAAAAGAGAAGAUGACAUUUAAAGUCAUGAGAUAAAAGGAAAAUUGAAAAAAUGCAAUACAGAUGUAUCAAAGGUAGAUUUGCCAGGCUAACAUAAUGUCUGUGUGUAAUGAGAAUUAAUUUUCUAAACAAACAUAGUAGAGAUGAUCUGCCAUGGUUUCAGUAAAGCACUUGACGUAUAUCCCAUGGGAAAUAAUUAUGAAGAUGGAGAUCAGAGUCAGCAGAAGAGCUACAAGGUGUCUGAGGGACCUGUCAAGUCCAGACGGCAACAGAUAGUGUAGAAAGGGGAGGUAUCCAUCUGGAAGUGAUUGAUUGUGGAACUUGUUUAAUAUCUUUCUUUGUGGUAAAAGAGAAUGUGAUCCAAGGAUCCGAUCCUAGAAGAUCGACUGGUUGAGAUGGAAGAAGUAGUUAUAUCUUCAUCCAGGUUCGUCUGAAAUGGUCAUCCAUUCUGACUAGCGUGGGAUAUGAUGCCUUGACGGCAGAGCUGAAUAUACAAGUUGCUGUUUGCUCUGUAAGAAGUAGUGGGAAGGUCAAAAGGUUGCCUGUUCACCUUGCCCUGGCUCUUUGCCCUGCCAGCAAGAGACAGCGUCUUUCUCCUAAAGCAACUGCACAAGCUGGGCUUGUGCUGGGUUUAUGAGAUGGAGGGGAGGCAAAAGGUUGAAGGACCUAGUCUCCAAGGGUGCUAGAGACUGGAAAGCAGAAAAUUUUGACAUAUUUGACAGUUAUUUGCUUCUAAUGUUGUGUUUUUCUAAAUGAUAUUUAUAUUGCAAUAAACUCAACCUUAAGCCACAGAAUAUUCUAGUUUCUUUCCAUAAAGAAAAAGUAGGAAAUUCCUGAAUACGUUAUUUGAUCUUUGUCCUGGCACACAAAAGCUGCAAAGGUGCUGGGUGGAGUCUGCUGACAAGAGGUCUGUGGUUGCUGUCAAUGUAUUUGAGAGUUACGCACAAAAGGAGAGCAACUCCUUUAAGAUUUGAGCCAGCAAGUAUAAUUGGGCUGGAGAUGCUUUUAGCACCUAACAAUGAUGAUAUUUUUUAAAAAAAACUGCAAAAAUAACAGCAGUUUGGAACCAUUUACAUCAAGAACAAGAAAACAAGAGGCCUAACUCUAUUUUUUUUGUAUAAAGUGUGCUUUGGUGCUUGCCCUCAGGCUGAAUGAUCUCAAGCUUCCUAAGAACUUUUUUUUCCCCUCAAAAAUCAAAAUGUGAGAAUAGAUGACAGCAGAGAAUGGAAUGCAGCUGUUGCACUUUAAUUAUCUGUGGAAAACCAUUCUGCAGGAAGAGGAUUUGUUAACUCCCUGGACAGGACCUCUCUGUCAUGCAAUUAUGCAAGAAAGGCUUUCGGCAAUGGGGAAGGGAGCAGUUGGGUAGCCUUCACAAAGAGAUUCUCUGGAAGAUAUGGGUUAGAAUGGGCUUUAGGCUGAAUAAUUGACUAUUGAAAACUCACUAGCUUCUUCACAUGGAGUAGAAGAAGGGUUUUUCUAUCAUAUUUAGGUAAGAAUUUGGCCUUUUGAAUAGAUGGCAAAAGGAUGGCUGAAUUUUGACAUAUAUCAAUAUACAGAAGUCUAUCAGUCAUGCUCACCAUUAUGACAGAGCAAUUUAGCAGUUAUACCCAACAGAUGGGGAUGCUUCUUGAACUGCAGCAUCUGGGCCUCUGUACAAAGCUGAUGGAAGUCAUUGUACUUUGAGAGUACCGUCUAAAUUUUACAAAUCUUGUACCAGCACACAGUAAAAUUAGUAUAAAAGAUUCUACAGGUUUGGUCUUGACUUUGAAAGAAGCUGGUUUUCACAUCUUAUUUCAUACAUUAGAAAAAAUGAGAUGACAGAAAGAAUAUGGAAGGGUGUGUGCAUGUGAAAUAAAGCAGUAAGCAGCUGGAAAAUGUUAGAAUAACCUUCAUUGUUUCAGCAUUUUGUUGAUCUAUGGCAAUUUUCAUUCAGAUCUGACUGACUGUGUUUUAGGUCGCCUGAUGAUGUUGCUUUGCACAAAGUAAAUUUAAGAUGUUAAUCCACGUGUUUUAAUCCAUGCCAUAAAGGACUAUGGCUUUUAAAGUUAUUGUAGAAAAACAUUGCCUCUUAAGUGAGGUUAAGAGUGCCUAGAAACAUCCCAGUUCAGUUUUGUAGUUUCAUUAUUGUCUAAAUUUUCUAAAUCUUGUGCCAGCACACAGUGAAAUUAGUAUAAAGGACUCUGUAGAUUCAGUCUUGAUUUUGAAAGAAGGUAUUUUUGUGCUGUCUACCAGUUCUGGUUGUAAGUAUUUCAGUGGGUGCUGUGCUCAGCACAGGUCGUUACUAGUCUUGAACAGCUUUAUGUAUUGCUGAUUGGGGGUGAGGGACUGGUGAUGUUUAAGGGUUAAAUGUGUAUUUUAUACUUUAUUCAUGUAUGCACAUACCAAAAAUACAAGUUCUGUCCCAGACAGGUCAUUUAGCACCUCAGUUAAGUCUAAAUGCAUGGGACACUAUUUUGAGGGAGGGAGGGGAAAGAAAGCUUACUGUAGAGGAUUAAGAUCUCCAUCUGUUAAGUUUGCACUGAUGAUAAAACACAUGCUCCCAGUUGGAACAAGAUGCAUUAAAAGAGCAAUUUCACUUCUACUGCCUAGCAACAAUGUCAUUGAGCACCUGUAAUAGUUUAAACAUUAAGUAUAAUUGGCUUUGCUUGACAUAAAUCUGUAUUUUUGUAAAUAAGAGCAGUUGAGUUUCCAUGUAAUACCAAUUAGCUAUAAGGAAUGCUUUGUUUGCUGAAGCCUGCAGCUUUGCAGAGGAAAGAGGGAGUUGUUAAGACUCAGCAGUAGUAGUCAGAAAGUAGAACCCAGAUCAGACAUUACAUAGGCUUUGAGUGUCCUUGUGCAAGUUAUUUAAUUUUUUUCAGUCAGAUUCCCUAGGUAUGAAAGAAGAAUAAUAUUCGGAAGUCUUUUUUUUGGUGAAGAACCCUGAGUGUGUCUGAUUAAAAUACUUUGAAGGUAAUUUUACAGCGUUAAACUCAGCUGUCUGGGUCUAUGCUGGAUUUGUUUCCCUUCUUUUAGUCAGAGCUACUGUUGCGUCUUGAAGUUUUUGUAAAUCUUCUAGGAAUACUUACUUUCUGCCAGUGAUGGAAGAAAGAGGUGCAUGACCCAGUUGAUAUGAAAGUAAGUCUUGUUCAGCUUCUGUGGGAACUCUGAGCUGGAAAGAUGAGGUAGGAGUAUGCCUGCCUUGUGCCCUGGAGAAAAGCUGCAGAGCAGAACUAAAGCUUUUAGACUUCACCUUGGUGUCUGUUUGCUAUAACGUAUACUAUAAUAGAUUUGCCUUGGCAGAGGCAAAUGCAGCUACCUUCCAGAGAAUGUUUUGAAAGUCUGCUUUUAUUUAAUCUUUUAAAAUAAAUAUCAAAAAUUCACAAGUCUCCUCAUCAUUUCUCUGUUCUGAAUAGAAUAAAAAUGACCUUUUUCCUUUCUAUGUACCUGGUUUCUAGAAAGUCUCUCCACAGAAGUAAUAUUCUGUUGAUGUUAUUAUUCUAGUUUCAGUCUCUUUCUGUAAUCGUAGAUAUAGAUUUCCUUGAUUCAGAGCUUGACAUCUAAACUUUAUACAGUCUACUAGUACUGAUGCUGACUUUUUAAAAUUAUUUAAUCAAUUCUAAUAUUCAGAGGUAGUAAGACUGAUAGGAACUGCUCUAACAAUGAUUUUUUUCACUUUGUUGAAGAUACUUUAUAUCUGCAGAAAACUGGAUAACGCAUCCUAAGACUACAAAAUUGUAGACAUUCUGCACAUUUUCCUAGGGGUUGUGUGCUCUCAGAAAGAAAAUUAGUAGAAGCUUUUUUCAAAUAUUGUAUGACCAACAUCCUACUUUUUUUUUGUUUGUUUUGUCUGGAUGUGGGUUUUUUUGGUGUGGGGUGUUUAUUUUGGGGUUGUCUUUUGUUGCUUUUUUUUCUUU